AUGUCCGGAGACAACACGAGAGCAUUGCACUAUAGACCUGCCCGCUGUAACAAGUCGCGAAGACCGCCGCUUUCACCAAACCAAUCUCAAGGACGAUUUACUUCUUGCUCUUUUUCGCUCAGACGUAGGCUCUACGCAAGGAAUUCAGAAGCCUCCUUAGUGGCUGUGACACUCUACUCGCAAGAUGUUUGGGAGAACGUUGCCCUUUUUCGUAUUUUCCACGCCUCUCAGGUCAGCCCCUGGUGCCCAUCGCACGGUGUCACCUGUAGUCGACCCCCGACUGACUUGUGUCGUACGUGCCCGAUUGGCACCUACCCUUGGGUUGCGCGCAAUACAAUCCUCGCAGAGAGAAACAGGGGCCUGACAAUUCGCAUCGGUAGAAGCGUUUUACUUGCGUGUUGCAGACGGGACGAUUUGCAACUGAUUUUGCGCGUAGCCAAAUCAAAGGAGCGUGACACCGCCAUCGAUUACGAAGCCACGCACGCUGGUCCAAGCAUCAUCUCGAUCCCUGCCAUUGUGGUCAGUAGGCAGAAGAUGCUAAGAACAUCCUUUGAGUCUGAUGAUCACGAAUACUUUGCCGCGGAAGCGUGGGUCACGCUUUUUGAACGUACGCGUUCUUUUCUAUUCAGUUUCAGGCGCCUUCACGAAGCUGUAGCCAGCUCUCACUGGCAAGAAGUGCGAUAG
Molecule: messenger RNA, 684 nt
Organism: Chondrus crispus (carragheen)
Lineage: Eukaryota; Rhodophyta; Florideophyceae; Gigartinales; Gigartinaceae
Exons: 3
Coding region: 1-684 (227 amino acids)
Source: RefSeq, a predicted model, not a curated record